AAAAAUCUCGUUUUUCUUUUUUUGGUACAGACUAUUCUCAUAUUAUCCAACUGCAUCAAACUGUACGUCCUUUCUCACUUGGGAACAAUGAAUAUCUCGCUGCCAGCUUCAAAAUCUAUUCCUUACAUAAGAUGCAGCAAUUCAACUAGUGAUCCUGUUCCAUCUCCCUCUGGUUUCAAAUCCCUGAAAAUUCCCCGUUUCUGGCCAUGGCAAAAGGUAAAGAUGGGACCUUUGAGGGUAUCUCCAAUGGGGUUUGGUACUUGGGCAUGGGGCAAUCAACUUCUAUGGGGUUAUCAAGAUUCAAUGGACUCUGAACUUCAGCGCACUUUCAAUCUUGCAGUGGAGAAUGGUAUCAACUUGUUUGAUACGGCUGAUUCUUAUGGGACUGGAAGGUUGAAUGGACAAAGUGAGAAACUUCUUGGAAAAUUCAUUCGCGAGUUUCCAGGAGACAAGCAAGUAAAGAAUGACAUUCAGAUUGCAACAAAAUUUGCUGCAUACCCAUGGCGCCUAACACCUGGACAAUUUGUGAAUGCUUGCAAGUCUUCUCUGGAUAGGAUGCAAAUUGAGCAAAUUGGAAUAGGACAACUGCACUGGUCAACCGCAAAUUAUGCACCUCUGCAGGAACGAGCUCUUUGGGAUGGUUUAGUUGCCAUGUACGAGAAGGGUUUAGUUCGUGCAGUUGGGGUGAGCAACUACGGACCAAAGCAGCUGCUGAAAAUACACAAAUAUCUUGACGACCGAGGAGUUCCUUUGUGCUCAGCCCAGGUACAAUUUUCACUGCUGAGUAUGGGAAGUGAUCAGAUGGAGAUAAAAGAUAUAUGCGAUUCUCUAGGCAUACGGGUCAUAGCAUACAGCCCUUUGGGUCUUGGUAUGCUCACUGGGAAAUACACACCCUCUAAUCUUCCAUCUGGGCCAAGGGGAUUACUCUUUAGACAAAUUCUGCCUGGAUUGGAGCCACUACUUACCUCACUGAGAGAAAUAGCUCAACGGCGUCGGAAAACAAUACCACAGGUAGCUGUCAACUGGUGUAUAUGCAAGGGUACAAUUCCUAUCCCCGGAGUCAAGUCUGUAAAACAAGCUGAAGAGAACCUAGGAGCCCUUGGUUGGCAACUCACUUCUGAUGAAUUGCUCCAAUUAGAAUACGCAGCUCUUGAUUCUCCACAAAAGAUGAUCCAAAACGUAUUUCAGACAAAGUGAUAACUUCUCUACACAAUGGAUACGUCUAGGAAGAUAUACUUGGAGAAGGCCACAAUCGAGCUGUAGGACACUAAUGUACACAUUCGAAUCAUCUUCACAGAUCAUUUGCUAUUUUUUUGGAACCGGUAACUACAGAUCAUUUGCUCUUUAAAUAGGCAUCUUCUCAAAUAUCACCAAA
Messenger RNA from Lycium barbarum (goji berry), 1375 nucleotides. Its product is annotated as pyridoxal reductase, chloroplastic. The record is from RefSeq and is a predicted model, not a curated record. The coding region runs from base 88 to 1197 and encodes 369 amino acids. The transcript is spliced from 8 exons. Lineage: Eukaryota; Viridiplantae; Streptophyta; Magnoliopsida; Solanales; Solanaceae. Gene Ontology annotation, cellular component: cytoplasm.